GAACAUGGUUUCGUUUUAUUGUUAUAUUGCCUUAUUGGAUUGGUUCAUUUUAAAGAUUUUUGCUGAAGCUGUUUGAGGARUUGACAACAAGCUCAGAGCUUCAGAACAGAACUGAACAAGAGCAAGUCGUGAUCAUAAAARGUUAAUGUGACAAAGCUCUCGUCGAGAACAAUAAAACCAUCAGUUAUUUAUAUGAGGCUCUGUGGGGACUUGACUCAAAAAAGGCCACUGCUGUAUGUUCAGAAUGAUAUAUUGUUGAGUAACAGAAACAUGUGACAAUAAAGAGAGGCAGAAAACAUGACAGUCAUGAUGACAGAAGUGCAAAAAUGGGAUGAGAACAUUUGUAAUGAGAGCACUUCUUAUUCAGAGUGUCACAUCUGCAGGGAUUUGAUUUCAGCACUGUUUCCAUUUAGUCCGUCUAUUUUUCCAUAAUGAGGCAGGAAAGACCUGCAUGUUAAUAAUAGGUGAGUGCAUAUAAUUAUAGCAAAUCAGAGUGUUUGUUGCCAAACAUUGAUGGAGAGCAUCAUUGUCUGACUCCUUUUAAUCAAACAGGUUAAAUCCAUCAGCAAAUCUGGAUUUUUCUGGCUUUUUUAAAGGGUAUGGAUGAACAAGGAUGAAGGCUUCGUGCUUCUAUAAAAGGCAUCGUUUGAGAUGAUCGUGAUGACGCAGUUUGCUCAGAGUGGGUGUUUAUAAGAGAGGUCUCUCAGCUCCGUUUCAGAGGCUGAUUAGAUUCUGAGAGGCUCUCUUGGUGAAAAGCAAGAGACCAAAAGGGAUGAAUCCUGCUGAUGGCAUCCUGGGCAUGUUCAGCUCCAUCACCGGCCAGCAGCAGCAGCAGCAGCAGCAGCCGGGUUUUACGCACAGCGCAGCUCUGUUCCCGCACCAUAAAGUCUUCAACAUACCCAAAGCUGGUAUGGGCAUCAUCAAAGGUGUCAGAGGGUGCUGGAGGCGGCAGGAUAAGACGGUGGUCCCGCGUCGAUCCUCCAGUUCUGGGGUUCGGCAGGUGCCCGCCGACGGGCUGCAGAAGGUGCCGGCGGAUGUGUCGGAGUUUGGCGCGACCAAACCCACYAACUGCCACAGGAUAGUGGUGCUCGGCGCGCCCAGGGUCGGCAAAACCAACAUCCUCCGGAGGUUUUUAGGGGAAGAGUAUGAGGAGCAGUACGAGCCCACAAUCGAGGACUUCUACAGAAAACUGUUCUACAUCCAAGGGGAGGCGUAUCAGGUGGAUCUCCUGGAUGCUGCGCGGGAGAGAGACUUCCCUGCAAAACGGAGAUUAUCCAUCCUGACAGGUGARAUUUUUCUCCUGGUCUUCAGUUUGGAUGACAGAGACUCUUUGAAUGAAGUCCAUAAACUGCAGAWGGAGAUCCAAGCUGCAAAGGCGAAYAUCCAAAAGCCAGCCCACCCGAUGAGACUGGUGGUGUGCGGCAACAAGGCGGACCUGGAGGCUCAGAGGGUCGUCAGCGGGUCUGAGGUGGGACAGGUGCUCGGUGAGGACGUCCCGUUCUUCGAGACCUCCGCUAAAGACGGCACGGGACUGGAGGACGUGUUCGCGGCUCUCGCCACCCUGGGCGGGCUGCCCGACGAGACCAGCCCGUCUCGGCACCAGAUCGUCUCCAUCCUGGCCUACCAGUCGCUGUGCGUCGGRAGGAGGGGCCGGAGGAGGAGGAGGCACUCGCGCGGACCGGGCGCGCCGUGCGCCGCCUUGGACCCCCUGGCGCGCCGGCCGAGCUUCAGCAGCGACCUGCGGCUCGUGCUUGGARCAAGCACCAAACCCAAGAAACCCGAGGUGUGUCCGAUUCAAUGAACCGUGACGCUUCUCGACAAAACAAAAUUGUGGUAGUAUGCUGCAAUGUCACUUAAUGUCAGGAGUUAUACUCUGCGGCACCUGGCUGGACCGGUGCCUUAUUAAUGUUUUGUGCAUUAAACUGUAUCAUAAACUCUUUUAAUAAAACAUGUUUUUAUUGGUCAUGUUUGCUUCGUCAUCACAGCUUAACAUAUUGUUAGCAAAAUAUCCCARGAACUAAUGAACAGAUUUUAUUAAAACUGUCAAGAAGUCAUCAAUAGGUUGACAUCUACAACUGAUUAACUUUUACAGUCAACUCGAUUAAUCGUGGCCGACACAACAAAGCGAUUUUACUAAACACAUAAAUGAUAAUAACUCUGUUAAUUUUACAGAUAUUAAUAUGAAAUUUGGUGUGGUAGUAGCUGAGACUGAUCCUCGGCUUAUAUUUUGAGUCAUACCCGAUCAUGCAAGAUUUGUGUCUAAAACUAUGACAUCAACUAAAAUAGUUAAUUUUGUUAUCUGUUAACAAAAUAUCUCGGGAGGCACUGGACGGAUUUUGAUGAAACUUUCAGAAAAUAAUCAACAGAUGUACCUCUACAACUGAUUAACUUUUACAGUCAACUCGAUUAAUCGUGGCCGACACAACAAAGCCACCCUACUAAACACAUGCAUGAUAAUAACUGUCAGUUUUAGAUAUUAAUUUGUAAUUUGGUGUGGUAGUACAGUAGCUGAGACUGAUCCUCGGCCUAUAUUUUGAGUGAUACCCGAUCGUGCAAGAUUUGUGUCUAAAACUAUAACAUCAACUAAUAUAGUCAACUCUGUUAUCUGUUAACAAAAUAUCUCGUGAGCCACUGGACGGAUUUUGAUGAAACUUUCAGAAAACAAUCAUUAGUUGUAUCUCUACAACCGGUUAACUUUUAAAGCUAAUCCAAAUUAAGAUGUCCUCCAGAGACAACCGAUACUAGAAACCACAAAAAUGCCUUUAAAACAGUCAGUUCUACAAAAAAUGAGCUGAAAUCCGGUGUGGUGGUAGCUGAGAGUCAUUCUCAAAAUAUAUACUGAGAUUUUUACCAAAUAGACCACAACUCUAUAAUUUCUCAUGGCGCGAAAGGCGGCGGGCGAUUUGCAUUCCUUCAAACUGAAACUGGGACAAAAAUAGCUACGGACGUAAGCUGGUUGUUGGGUGAUGAUAUAAGUAUGUGAUGGAGGAGGGAUGAGUCAAACAUUGACCUUAAGCGUCUCCAAAGCGCAGUGCUGAUCGGUCACAUUGUUCAGAGGAUUACGCACGAUGCAGAGGAUCAACCAUGAAGCCCUCCUACUGUCCGAUGUGUGAGACAAUGCUGGUUAAUCACACUUCUAAAUCAUACUACUGUAUAUGCAGGGGAAAAAAGCCUCUCAGCAUCAUUUAUGUAAGAGAAGGCGGCAGGUGGGGAGUCGUGCUGAGAUCAGCACCAUGGACAGCUCAUGGCUCUGUUGCUUCUUCAGAGGCUCUGAUCRAUGUCACAUUUAGCAGAGCUAAUGGCACAAUAGAACAUUUUUCUUUCUCUGUAGAGCACAUUUUGUCUGAAGAAACGUUUUACAAGCAGCAGAACAAAAGGAUUAAAAAAAAUGCAACCCUAAUCUUUGAAAACAUCUGUUCUAAAAGGAUGUCUCGAGUCCUCAGAUCCACAUUCUUUUUUUUUCAGCACCUAAAGUUAAUGACCUUGGAUUAUAUACAUUGUUUCUGAAACAAGCUCUAUGUUUCACAAGUUUAUUCAGUAAAGUGRGAGACG
Molecule: messenger RNA, 3552 nt
Organism: Austrofundulus limnaeus
Lineage: Eukaryota; Metazoa; Chordata; Actinopteri; Cyprinodontiformes; Rivulidae
Gene: rasd2a
Product: RASD family member 2a
Exons: 2
Coding region: 773-1801 (342 amino acids)
Biological process (GO): signal transduction
Molecular function (GO): GTP binding; GTPase activity; G-protein beta-subunit binding
Source: RefSeq, a predicted model, not a curated record